Rattus norvegicus (Norway rat) is the source of this 2713-nucleotide messenger RNA. It is a transcript of the gene Ttc23, whose product is annotated as tetratricopeptide repeat domain 23. The record is from RefSeq and is a predicted model, not a curated record. Lineage: Eukaryota; Metazoa; Chordata; Mammalia; Rodentia; Muridae. Gene Ontology annotation, cellular component: cilium.
AUUCGUUUUCAAAACCUGGCGCUUAUUGGCUGAGAGCGCGACUUCCUCCAGCGUCCCAGCCACCGCUCUGUCCUGGCUUCCGGCUCCGGCUUGGAGCUCAGUGUUAAGAAAGUGGGUGUUCUGCGUUAGUGUUUAGGUAGGUUGUUUAGCUGUCGCCAGCCUCAGGGUCGCCAGUAACUAGCCAGUUCUUUUAUUCAUACGUUCAUCCUGCUGCCAACAAUAAAACUCGACGCGGAGCGAUUAAAUCGACCUAUGCACAGUCUUGCAUCUGCUCUAUCAGCAAUUCCGGCUACUGUUACACCACCAUUCUGACUUUUAAACAGAAGCCGUCGGGCUUCCGUAACGCAAGUAAAUAGAGUCAACAAGCAGAACUUAAGCACUGGAUAUAAUGUCUCCAAAUGCUCACUGAUCGCUGCCAAAGAUAUUGCCUACGCUCAAGUGACCUAAGUGUGGUCGUGCACGCCGGAAUCCCAAUGAUAUGAAGGUGGAGACAGGCGUUAAAGGCCAACCUCAGCUGCAUGAGACACUGUCUCAUAAAUGAAAAUUUAAAAAGAAGCACAGGCUCUAGUGUGAGAUAACUGAGGACAAUCACAAUUUAGUGAAAUGAUCUGACAGUUUCUAUAUGGCUAAAUAGACAGUCGAUGAGUACCUUAAGACUAAGAACCUGAUUAUUCUGGUGGAGCAGCAUGCAGCCUCUGCUACUCUUAAGACUGAGGCUGUAGGAUCACAAGUUGAAGGACACUCUGAAGAGCUAAUGAGACCCUAUUUCAUAAAGUAUUUCAAAAAGAAAGGGGGCAGUUUUAAAGGAACGUCCAAAGAAAACCAAAGGAAACACAGAUUCUUGCUGAGCCGGGCUGGAGGAAGAGGCAUCGGAGUUCUUUUGUCUUUAGAAUGAAGUUGGCAACCCGAUUCCCAGAGGACAAUGCAUAUGAGAAUAUGCAAGAGUCUCAGGAGACUCACAUGUCCAGCCACCUGGAUGAAGUCAUUGCUGCUGUCAGCGUCACUUCUAAAAACAGGCUCUCAAAUAAGCUGCUUCAGACAGCACUGUUCCAGCCCCCUCGAGAGAAACUCCACCUGUGUGAAGAGAGAGCGAAGUCCUACUCCAGCAUCCGAGAGUACAAGCAGGCCAUCCAGGAGCUUGUGCGCUGUGUGGCACUAACGAAAAUUUGCUACGGCGACUCGCAUUGGAAACUAGCAGAGGCAUAUGUGAAUCUGGCUCAGGGUUACCUCCAGCUGAAAGGGUUGUCACUACAAGCAAAGCAGCAUGCAGAAAAAGCCAAAGAAAUCCUGGCCAACUCCAUGGAGAGUCCCUAUUACAACAAGACAGAUAUCUUCAAGUGUUCCCUAGAGCUUUUCUAUACGCUGGGGAAAGCCCUGGUCUCCCUUCAAAAAUUUAAAGAAGCCUGGGAGAACUUGAUAAAAGCUGAGAGACUUUCCAAGGAGAUGCUGCAAUGUGGGAACAUUAUAAAGGAAGAGUGGAUAGAAAUCCAAUCUCGGAUCAAGCUGUCGUUUGCACAGUUGUAUCAAGGUCAGAAAAGAUCAAAAGAAGCUUUCCCCUACUAUCAAAAGGCUUUGGAAUAUACUGAGACUACCAAAGAUGAAAAAAGUUUUGAAUGUGCACAAGUACUGAGGGAAAUGGCAGGCGUGGAGCAAGCCCUGGCACUCCACGACGCCUCCAUCGGUCAUUUCUCACAGGCACAUCUCAUCAUCCUGAGUAAAGAACCCUCCCCAGAGGAUGCUGCAGACUCUGCACUCUCUAUUGCCCGGGCUGCCGUUGCUUCUGGGAUGCACGACCACCAUGAUGUGGCCGAGAAGUAUUUUCAGGAAAGCAUGACUUACCUCAAGGAUUCCGAAGGAACAGAAAAAGCCAAGUUCCUUUCGAUUCAAGAUGAAUUUUGCAGUUUUCUGCAAACCAUUGGACAAAAAGAAAGAGCGGCCAUGAUCCUGAGAGAGUCCCUGGAAGCAAAAAUAGGAGUGUUCGGUGACUUCAGUCCUGAGGUGGCAGAAACAUACCGGAUCCUGGGCAGGGCAGACCUGGCUCAGGGAAACAACAACGGAGCGCACAUGAAGCUAAAGAAGUGUGUCCAGAUUGAGACGUUCUUGUAUGGAUCACAGGACAAGAAGACCAUGGCCACCCAGCAAACCAUAGACACGCUGUCCAAGAUCUCCGAGACUCCCGUGAAGUCAAAGCAAUCACUGAAAGCCAAGACAGCGUUCUGCACCAGUGUCCCCCAGUACGUGACGCCAGGGAAGGCCAGGCACAGUGCGGCAGAAUGAUGCCCCCAUGUGCCGCCCCCCAAAAAAAGCUCUGAGAAAGAGCUUUUUGGCAUUGCUUUUAGGAUGCUAAGCAAACCUCUCUCCAGCCAGAAGGUGGAGUUUAGCAGUCACUGCAGAGUUUUAAGGCUGUUUGCUUCAGAAUGCAAUGGCAGUGCCAUGAAUCUCCCACAUCCCAACUGUGAACGCCCUUCGGGUGGUUCCGAGCUUUGGUUAUUUUCUAUCACCAAGGAGAUUUCCCCCUAUCAUCUCUGUAUGGCUCAAACACUCUUCUGAAGUUGGAGCUUCUCCACAGGAGAGGAGACCCACCCAACGCCGGGCAGGGCUCCUGCUCAAUCCAGAGCCACAUCUGGGGCAGUGAGACCCUGCACAAAGCCUUCCUUAUAGGAAAUUAAUAGUAACUAAGAAGAAAAUACCAAUAAAGAGAAACUUGUUCUGG